UCUAGUUUGUGAUCCGAACGUAUUAAACACUGCCCUAUGAAACACCGCAUUACACACACACACACACACACACACACACACACACACACACACACGUCAUGUGGUACACUGAUGAAAGUAGUGUCCGUCAGUCUCCACGCUACCCGGGAAUCUACAGUAACCCGUAAUCUCGAUUGUGAGCCGAGCGCGCUACCGUGUGUUGUGUUGGGUGGGUGGUGGUUGUGGUGUGUAUUUGUGCGUGCGUGCGUGCGUCCGUGUGUGUAUGUGUAUGUGUGCCUGCGCGUAAUCACCCAGCCACGUACGCACGCACGCACUCAGGUACCCUCACACAGCUAGAUAAAGAGCGAUGCUGCAAUCUUUAAUUCAUGCGAGGCAAACUUUUGGCAUUUCCACAACUCACCUCGGUGCAUUCUUCCUCAGUGGGUAGUCUUGUUCCUGAAGCUGUAACCUUCAACAUUAUUUGCUGCUUCCGUCACGUGUUUGUCGCUAAUUCGUAUUCUGAUUGUCGUGGAACGCACGGUUGUUCCAAGUUUCUGGGGAGUUCCCAAGACGGGGUUGUCAUCCAAUGACAAAGGGUAACGGGGACUCGCUGAAGCACAGUAGUGUAAUCUUUGUCUAGGGUGCGAGCGUCGUUUUUUGGCCUCGAGACUGGCGGUUAAGAGCUUUUUGAUGCCGAGCCUCACCCGACCUCUUCAUGAAAUUUUCUGAGUUAAGCUUAAACCGCGCGUGUUCCUGUCCAAAGUAUGUGUCUGUGUCUUGCUCCUUCGGCCGCCCCCCAUGGGAACCAAGUGUAAAGAUUGACAUUAGAAAAGUAACUGACUUUGUUGGGGCAGUGACUGGCGGCGCUGGUGGAGACCAAAUGUGACGGCGAGUUCUUUCAUCUUAUCUUGGGCUGGCUGAGGCCCUAGCGCUUGUCUGACAAUGGCGGGAGAGGGCUGGGCGGGGCGCGAGGCCCAGGUGUAGUGCCGGGGAGAGGCCUUUGUGUCCCCCCACCCUCCUCCUCGCGUGUCACCCCACACAGCUCACCCCGGAACACCCCUUAAUCACCCAGCGUCUCUGCCAGAAUGGACGCCAUCUUGCAAGUCAUCACCAACAGCACCUUACUAGUGACAAAAUUUAUUCGAAUUGGCAUCGCGGACAAGAAUGACAACCCUCCCUUCUUCGACAAGACCCUGUACGAGGCUGAAGUGGACGAAAAUGAGGACAUCCAGCACACCGUCCUCACAGUCACUGCUAAGGAUCUGGAUGAGUCCUCACGCAUUAGGUAUGAGAUCACAAAUGGCAACAUUGGUGGAGCAUUUGCUGUGAAGAACAUGACUGGUGCAAUCUACGUGGCAGGACCUCUGGACUACGAGACCAGAAAAAGGUACGAGCUCACACUAGUAGCCACGGAUAGUGUCAACGAGGCCACUACCAAGGUUGUCAUCCUCAUCGCUGAUGUCAAUGACCGUCCCCCUGAGUUUGAUCGCCCCAGUUAUGAAGCCACAAUUGAAGAGGAGCGCAGUGACGGUUUGCCCAUUGCCAUCAUCAAGGUUGUGGCCACUGAUGGUGACCGUGACCGGGAGCAAGACAUUGUGUAUUUCCUCACUGGUCAGGGCAUUUAUGUUGAAAAUCCUGACCAGUCACAGUUUGAAGUAAAUCGCACAUCAGGAGAAAUUUUCGUCAGGAAGCCUCUGGAUCGAGACCACCCCAAAGGCCGUCCACAGUGGAGAUUCACAGUGUUUGCACAGGAUGAAGGUGGCAAUGGCUUGGUGGGCUAUGCUGAUGUCCAGGUCAACUUGAAGGACAUCAAUGACAAUGCUCCUAUUUUCCCUCAGAUGGUUUACUUUGGAAAUGUCACUGAGAAUGGGACGCAAGGCAUGGUGGUGAUGACAAUGACAGCUGAAGAUUAUGAUGAUGCCAAUGAGGGCACCAAUGCAAAACUCACAUAUUCCAUUGAGAAGAAUGUGAUAGAUGAGAACACUGCUACACCCAUCUUCGAGAUAGAGCCUGACACUGGUGUGAUUAAGACUGCAGUCUGUUGUCUUGACCGAGAGAAGACACCCGACUACUCCAUCCAGGUGGUGGCUGUUGAUGGAGGAGGACUUAAAGGGACUGGUACAGCAAGUAUACGAGUUCGUGACAUAAAUGACAUGCCACCCAAGUUCACCAAGGAGGAAUGGCAGACAGAAGUUGCCGAGACUGAAGGAACUAUUUUACCUGACCAAGCUAUCCUUACUGUCACUGUUCAUGAUGAGGAUGAAACAAAUAAAUUCCAUUAUAAAGUAAUUGAAUCUUCUGGUUAUGGAGCAGACAAGUUCACAAUGGUGAGGAACAAUGAUGGCACAGGUUCUCUUAAGAUAGUUCAGCCCUUGGACUAUGAAGAUCCAAUGCAGCGUGGUGGAUUCAGAUUUAAAAUCCAAGUGAAUGAUAAGGGAGAAGACAAUGAUGCAGAAAAGUACCACGUGGCUUACUCUUGGGUCAAGGUUGAACUACGGGACAUAAAUGACAAUAAGCCCCAAUUUGUUAAACCCAACAUUGAAGUCCCAGUGUUUGAGAAUGCAGAAAUUGGAAAGAGCUUGGAGACUUUCAAGGCCACAGAUCCAGAUCAAGGUGGGCAAAGCAAAGUGCUUUAUGCCAUAGACCGUACAUCAGACCGAAGGAGGCAGUUUUCCAUUGAUGGUGCAGGGACAGUGAAGAUCCAGAGAAGUUUAGACAGAGAGGAAAAUCCCCGCCACUCAGUCAAGAUCUUGGCCAUUGAUGAUGGCACUCCAGCAAAAACUGCCACUGCCACUCUCACAGUUAUUGUCCAAGACAUCAAUGAUAACUCUCCCAGAUUCCUGAAAGAUUACCGCCCAGUUCUUCCUGAGAAUCAAUCUCCCCGAAAAAUAGUAGAAGUCUUAGCCACUGAUGAUGAUGAUCGUUCAAAAGGUAAUGGGCCUCCCUUCCACUUCCGAAUGGACUCAACAGCUUCAGAUGAAAUCCGUGCCUCCUUCAAAGUAGAGCACAUACCCAAGGGGGCCAAUGGAGAUGGUAUGGCAGUUAUAUCUUCUUUGCGCACUUUUGACAGAGAAGUGCAAAAGGAAUACCAUGUGCCUAUUGUGAUCAAGGAUGCUGGCACACCCCAGAUGACAGGCACCUCAACCCUCACCAUUAUUAUUGGAGAUGAAAAUGACAAUAAAAUGCAGCCAGGUUCAAAAGAAAUCUUUGUUUAUAAUUACAAAGGUCAAGCUCCAGAGACUCCAAUUGGCCGUGUCUAUGUGUAUGACCUGGAUGAUUGGGAUCUGCCAGACAAAAAGUUUAAUUGGGCAAUUGAGGCACAUCCAAACUUUAAAUUAAAUGAAGAUGAUGGCAUGAUCACCAUGAAGCGUGGCACUGGUGAUGGCACUUACUUCCUCCAAUUCCAUGUGUAUGACCGCAAACAUACACAAACUGAUGUGGAAGCCAAUGUAACUGUAACAGUAAAGGAGAUCCCAGAAAUUGCUGUCAUUAACUCAGGCUCCAUCAGAAUAGCCAACAUGACAGAUGAGGACUUUAUUAGAAUAUGGAACUAUAAAACCCAACGAGUGGUACGUAGUAAAGCAGACAUAUUCAGAGAGAAGAUUGCUCGGUUGGUGGGGACAAAAGUAGAGAAUGUGGAUGUGUUUAGCAUUCAGCUUCGGCAAGUGCGACCCCCAAUCACUGAUAUACGUUUCUCAGCACAUGGCUCACCUUACUACCAUCCUAUCAAGUUGGAUGGAUUGGUUCUUCAGCACCGAGCAGACAUUGAGGCUGAGGUUGGCAUUAAUAUCACCAUGGUUGGCAUUGAUGAAUGUCUGUAUGAAAAUGUGGCAUGUGAAGGCUCUUGCACCAACCACUUAGUCAUCUCUAGCCUGCCUUACAUGGUUAACGCUAACAAAACAUCUUUGGUGGGUGUUCGAACUGAAGUUGUGCCGGAAUGUACUUGUGGAGCCAGAAACUUCUCCCAGGAAGAGUCUUGCCGCCCAAACCCAUGCUACAAUGGUGGUCGAUGCAUUGAGGGCAAAUCUGGGGUGCACUGCAGAUGCCCUGAUGGGUAUGAUGGACCUCGGUGCCAGAUGGUGACCCGUACUUUUAGAGGGAAUGGGUUUGCUUGGUUCCCUCCCUUCAAGAUGUGUGACAAUUCCCAUGUCAGUCUUGAGUUCCUCACAAGACGCCCUGAUGGCCUCCUAUUCUACAAUGGUCCCAUAACCCCUCCAGAGACGGAUGAGGUAAUUGUGUCAGAUUUCAUUGCCUUAGAACUUGAAAAUGGGCGACCCAGGCUGCUCAUUGAUUUUGGGUCUGGUACACUUCAACUGCGCGUCAACACCAAGGCCAGCUUGAAUGAUGGCAAGUGGCACCGAAUUGACAUUUUCUGGGAUACUGAGUUUGUGAGAAUCGAUGUUGACCAUUGUGUAGCAGCAGAGGUUCAGGAACCAGAAGAUGGCAGUGACCCAAUCUUUGAGUCCUCAGGAUGUCAGGCCACAGGGUCUAUUCCUGCCUUCAAUGAAUACCUCAAUGUCAAUGCUCCUCUACAAGUAGGAGGCCGUGCCCAUGAGCCACCAGAUCCCAGCCUUUAUAAAUGGUCACAUGUUCCACAUGGCAAAUUCUUCAGUGGCUGCAUCAGAAAUCUCAUGGUGAAUAGUGAACUUUAUGAUCUGGCUCGGCCUGGCCAGCAUCGCAACACCCAGAUGGGUUGUCCACAAUUAGAGGAAGCAUGUCGCAGCAAUUCUAUUGUACCUACUUGUGGACCUAAUGGGAUUUGCUCAGGCUCUCUCUCCCAACCAGUGUGCAAAUGCAAACCUGGCUGGACAGGACCCACUUGCGAUGAGCCUACAAACUCCUCCUACUUUGAGACUCAGUCCUAUGUGAAGUAUGCUCUUUCCUUCAAACCUAAUUCCUUUAGUACUGAAAUUCAGCUAAGGUUCCGCACUUGGCAGGAAUAUGGGGAACUGUUCCGAAUCUCUGACCAACACAACAGGGAAUAUGGUAUCCUAGAGAUCAAGGAUGGGAGAUUACGUUUCCGGUACAACCUGAACAGCCUCAGAACAGAAGAACAUGAUUUGUGGUUGUCAGCAGUGGCUGUUAAUGAUGGUAUCUGGCACUCAGUCCUUGUUGAGCGCCAUGGCUCUACCUCCACUCUUAUGCUGGAUGGAGGUGAAGGACGUCGUUACAAUGAAACAAUGGCUUUCUCCGGGCACAUGCUGAUGGAUGUUGACAAGCAAGAGGGAGUUUAUGCAGGAGGCAAGGCAGAGUACACAGGCAUCAGGACCUUUGAGGUGUACAAUGAUUACAAAUUAGGUUGCCUUGAUGAUAUUCGGUUGGAAGGGAAACACUUACCACUCCCUCCAGGCCUCAACGGCACCCAGUGGGGUCAGGCAACCAUGUUCCGUAACCUUGUCAAGAACUGCAUCUCACAGAAUCAGUGUGUCAAUGUCACCUGCUUGUCUCCUUUCACUUGCAAGGAUCUGUGGAUGAAACAUGAGUGUGGUUGCCCAGAAGGAUCGAUACCAAAUCUUUCUGCUUCCACAUGCGUCAACAUCGAUGAAUGUGAACUGUGGCAGCCGUGCUUUAAUGGAGUGUGUGUCGACCUUGAGCCAGAAAUGGGUGGCUAUGAAUGCCACUGUGUUGAUGGCUAUCAUGGAACAGACUGCAACAUAUUCCUAGAAGAGACUGUUCUCCAACCUUCCACUGAUUUUGUUAUAGCCAUUGUCCUCUGUAUUCUUGUGUUACUAUUUUUGGUACUGGUGUUUGUGGUCUACAACCGGCAAAAGGAGCGCCACUUCCCUAAGGCUGACCCCUAUGAUGAUGUGCGUGAGAACAUCAUCAACUAUGAUGAUGAGGGAGGUGGAGAGGAUGACAUGACCGCCUUUGACAUCACCCCUCUGCAAAUACCUGUUGGGCCAGCUAUUGGAAAUGGUGGACCGCUGCUUGGAAAGAUGCCAUAUGGUCCAGGUGGGCAGCCUGAUGUAGGGGUCUUUAUUAGUGAGCACAAGAACAAAGCUGACAAUGAUCCUAAUGCUCCACCCUUUGAUGAUCUGCGGAAUUAUGCUUAUGAAGGUGGAGGUUCCACUGCUGGCUCACUCUCUUCCCUGGCUUCAGGUACUGAUGACAACGAACAAGAUUUUGAUUAUUUGAAUAACUGGGGUCCACGCUUCAGCAAGCUGGCUGACAUGUAUGGCCAUGGAGAAUCUGAGGAGGAGGAAGACCAUUAAGCCAGAGCCUUGCUGUGAAGUUCACCUUGUUACUAGAGAAAUUGUGCCAGCAGAGAGCAUUUUUUUUUUUUUCUUUUUUUCUAAAAAAGCUAGGAGGACUCUGGUCAGGGGGGAGGGAGCCGUCCCUCUGUCUUAAGGUAAUAUGAGGGUCAAUGUGGAGAAAAAUUCUGCCCAACAAUUCAUCUAGCUUGUUGCCUUAAAUAGAAAUGUAACUGUUGCCAGCAAUAUCAGACUAGAUAUUAGAUCUUGAAUCACAUCAGUACGUAAAUUAUUUGCUCUAAAACAUUACUGGUGCUAUAUCUUCCUUCUUGGAUCAUGAUGGUGUGAUAAAAGAGUUAAUAUAUGGUGUCAUGUGAUUAAAAUGGGGAAUAGGUCAUAUAGCUGAAUAUCUUUCAUAAUAAUAUUUAUGAACUGACCUUAUGAAAGUCAAUGCAUUGCCUGCGGUCCUGUCCAUAUAUGUUUUAGGCAAAGCAGAUGCUCCACUUGGCCGGCUCAGGCAGCCAGUCCAGAGUGUCUGAAAUCAAGAUGAUCACCAAGCCUUCCCAGAAAUGACUGGAGGUCCUCCUGCUUGUGUGUGGUCAACACAUGUUUAUCCACACACCCACACAUCAACACACACACACACACACACACACACACACAUCGGCACACUAGCCUCACAGUGCCAAGACACUGAACGAUGAGGUUAUGAAAAUAAGUGUUCAGUGUGAUAUAUUGCUCCUGCAAUGGUGAGGCCAGUCACAUCUGGUCAUCAAGAGAUUGAGAAAUGGCAUAGAUCAAGGCCAUGCUGCUGAAGGGUGUAGUGGGAGACCCAACAUUCCAUAAAAGACACCUGUGUGAUAGUCUAGCAUGAAAGUGAAAGGAAAACAUAGAGUAUUUACGAGUUAUGUUAUGAUCCAUGACCAUUUGUGACUAUUUGUUAUUACUCGUGUUAUGUGCCAAGUAUGCCAGGCAAAUCUUUUUGAUUUGUGAAUUACUGACGUCAAAGUACUUUUUAUGUGCGAUACUCAAUGAUUUUAUGUUUGUCCUCAUUCACUACAACUGUGAAGCAUAUCAAGAAAUACAAAGGUUUAGUGUAAUGCACCACAGACUCUGAGGACAAUGUUUAUUUGUUCUCACCUACUGAGUUACAGAGUACUUCUAAGUGUGAAUAUGAGGAUGUGGAUGAUUUCCAUCCCCUGUAUACUGCUCUCACCCUUAGUUACAUCAGGCCAGUACUGCCACCCUGCAGGUCACAAAACCUGCUGACUCACAAAGGAAUCUCAGGCAGUACUGAGUUACCCUGUAUGAAGAAAAUGUUGAAUGUAUGUAAAGUUUUUGUACAUGUGUAGAUACUUAAGGAGAUAGAUGUCUCAAAGAAUGAAAUAGUUCUUUUUCAAUAUUUGCUCAUCUCUAUGAAAGCUAGACAGCAAGAUCAGCUAGACAUGUUUGACAGCUUCAUUAUUGUAGCUCUUCACUGAUUAGCAAGUUUGUUACUGAACUGUAGUCUUCUUGGUGUCUUGCUGUACAAGUUUUGAAAGAAACAAUGGAUGAUUUCCAAGCACUGUAGGCUGUGGGGCAGCCCCUUGGGAGGAGAUCAGAUCACUUUUUGCCCAUGAAAGGAAAGUUUUUUUUGUUCUGUGUCAAUUAGAAGUUUUCUACACAGAGAAAGCAAUAAAAGCUUGCUUACUUUUAAUUUAAUUUUGCCAAAAAUUAGUUGGUCUGGCUUUGGACUUGUAAAUAGGUAGGUAUCAUGGAGUUAGGUUUUAAUCUUCCAGCUAUUUUGUGUUUGGCAGUAGACCCUUGUUGGCCCCUCUGUCUCCUCCACACCCUGCUGCCCCACACUCAUACAGCCUCCAGUUAGUCAUCCUCCCCUCGUUCCCAAAGCCCAUUCCAGCCCCGGCAAGUCCUGGGCCCCACAGACCCGCCCCGCCCUUCCCAUCCUCCCCAUGGGUUGCGCCUGUGGUGGUCUCCCCAUUAAAAGUUUUCACAGUCCAAUUUAUUUCUCAGUCUAUAUUGAUAGCUCUACAGUUGUCCAGGCUUUAAAAAGUCAGCCGAGUAAAGAAAAUGCACUACUUUGAGGAGACUUGAAAGAUCUGCCAACCACAGAACCUCGUCAGCACUGCCAGACAUGAUGGGAGCAGGCUGGGUUGUUUAGUCAUUGGCUUCUUGUGUAAUCAUUUUCAUCAUUAUUAUUAUUAUUAUUUAUCAUUAUGAUCAUCAUCCUAGAGUUAGUUAUAUGCACAAGUUGAUCAUAAAGAGUGAUGCUGGCCCUGGAAAACUGCAGGGUGGGGUGUUUUGAGUUUUCAUUUUUAUAUAAUUUAAUCACCACACAUACCAAUGAAUAGAUAUUCAGCAUUCAUAAGAAUAAUACUUACGGUGUUUUAGGGAGCAUGGUUAGAGGAGGGGUACUCCCCACCUUAUUACCUGCUGAUCCCUUUCUCACCCUUCCACCCACCCCUGUACCUCACUACUUCACCCCCUGAAGUUUUACCAAGCCCAGCCAAACAAGUUUUUAUAGCAUUCCAUAUACCAAAAGAUGUAUGUAUGAAUGCCAUUGUUCAUUUUCACAUUUUGUAUCAAAGAAUUUCCAUCUCACUAGGAACAGAAAAACAUUAAACCAGAUUUCUCUGCUAUAGUCGGCAUAUGAAUUUUUGUCUAUCCUUUUCAGUUCUCUUAAACUAGUUGGCAAACUUAAUUUUCUUUAAGUUUUGUCAUUAAAUACUGUAUUUCCAUAGCAAUUGUUUUAGCACCAAACUUUAUUGGCUUGGAGUUGCAUACAAAUUCCUUAAUCACUGAUUUUUUUAUUAUUACUAUUAUUAUAUAUAUAUAUAUAUAUAUAUAUAUAUAUAUAUAUAUAUAUAUAUAUAUAUAUAUAUAUAUAUAUAUAUAUAUAUAUAUAUAUAUAUAUAUAUAUCAUGGAGCUGCUGGUUAAAUUUAUACAGAGAAAUUUGGGUCAUCCCCAGGCCAAAGUCUUAUGUAACUUAAAUAUUUGUACAUUAUAUAUAAAUUCUUAUUGUGUACUAGCUUAUAACAUUGUCACAAACCCCAAGAGCUUCUGACUGUCGUACCACAGAUGUAUAUAUACAUAUACUUACCUCAUGCCCAGAGAACUUUGGCCCAGGGAGAACAGAACGGUCAGAGUAGAGAAUUAUUUCCUAAACAAUAAGAGAUAAGUUUUGUACCCUAAUUAUAUGCCGAGUAUUCUUGAGGAGAAUCAUCUCUGAUUGGAGAAAAAGAAAAGUGGAGCAAAGCCAUAGCAACUAAGCUUUUGUUUGAUGUUUUUAAGCUGUGAUUUUACUGUGUCUGCAUUGUCAUCUGAAAUAGACUAAAGCCUUUGUGUA
Molecule: messenger RNA, 9514 nt
Organism: Eriocheir sinensis (Chinese mitten crab)
Lineage: Eukaryota; Metazoa; Arthropoda; Malacostraca; Decapoda; Varunidae
Product: neural-cadherin-like
Exons: 14
Coding region: 1065-6191 (1708 amino acids)
Biological process (GO): homophilic cell-cell adhesion
Cellular component (GO): catenin complex; plasma membrane
Molecular function (GO): cadherin binding; calcium ion binding
Source: RefSeq, a predicted model, not a curated record